Molecule: messenger RNA, 637 nt
Organism: Colletotrichum navitas
Lineage: Eukaryota; Fungi; Ascomycota; Sordariomycetes; Glomerellales; Glomerellaceae
Exons: 1
Coding region: 187-525 (112 amino acids)
Source: RefSeq, a predicted model, not a curated record
UGAAGCGAGUUAUGUUGACGCUCUCGACAAUAGCCUAUCUAUUGGCAUGCAUGCUUUGUUGUAGUCUUUCAAAAACAAGGGACAUACCACAAUCUUCGCCUUUCCGUGCCAUAGAGAGAUGCGUGGAGUUCAUUCAUGGGGUGCCAUUUAGCAUCAAGGGACUAAGGUCGCUUGAAUUGUCAUGCGAUGCAAACAAUGGUCCUGAUGCGUGCUUGGGGAUGUACGGCCAUUGGCAAAUUCCCAUUGGGACUGGCUGGUCUUUCUCCCUGCGCUUUCAGCCUGCUUUCGAAAUCAAAACGAAAGAAGCUCGAAAGGGUAAGACCAUUUAAUAAAGCACACGUGGUACAAUUCAUCAGCAACAAAGCACCCUUGAUACAAAUAUUAGCCACCCCAUUCGGACGAGGUCAACAUAACCCCGGGCGAUGUGGAUAUGCCGAGGGUGUACAGGCUGAAACCAGCAGGGUAUUCUUGUCCAGAGGAUGCCACCAAGUAACAUUCACCCAAGGUCGACCUCGACUCCGUUGACUUUGCAAGUGCAGAAGAGGGUGUUCAGUGACUCCAGGAUUGCGUGUUGUUUGACUCGCGACUAGGUGUGGGCCGUAAGGGAUAUGGGGGUUGAAGAAAUGAGCAUUUUGUG